Molecule: messenger RNA, 1533 nt
Organism: Globicephala melas (long-finned pilot whale)
Lineage: Eukaryota; Metazoa; Chordata; Mammalia; Artiodactyla; Delphinidae
Gene: PRODH2
Product: proline dehydrogenase 2
Cellular component (GO): mitochondrion
Molecular function (GO): FAD binding; proline dehydrogenase activity
Source: RefSeq, a predicted model, not a curated record
AAUUUAUUCAGUAGCACUACCCUCUCUCCCAUUUUAAGAUGAAGCAAUUGCAACAAGAGAGUCACUGCCCCUGGCCGGGCAAGGGGCACUAGGUGGACCAGCGGCCUCCAAAGUCCCCUGACCUGGUGUGGAAGUGGCGAAGGAUUCCUGAUGCUCUGGACCUGUCGUGUGCUCUGCUCCCAAGCGGGGCCCUCCGCUGGGGGCUGGAAGCCCCUGCGCUUUGAUGGUGGGGCCUUCCACCUCAAGGGCACAGGAGAACUGACCCGGGCUUUGCUGGUGCUACGGCUGUGUGCCUGGCCCCCUCUGGUCACCCACGGCCUGGCGCUCCAAGCCUGGUCUCAGCGACUCCUGGGGUCCCAGCUCUCGGGCGCGCUUCUCCGAGCAUCCAUCUACGGGCAGUUUGUGGCUGGUGAGACCACAGAGGAGGUGAGGGCCUGUGUCCAACAGCUGCAGAGCCUAGGCCUCCGGCCCCUGCUGGCGGUGCCCACUGAGGAGGAGCCAGACUCAGCUGUCAAGACUGGCGAGGCCUGGUAUGAGGGGAACCUCCGCGCUAUGCUUCGAUGUGUGGACCUGUCACGAGGCCUCCUGGAGAGCCCCGGCCCGACUGGAAACAUCCUCAUGCAGCUGAAGAUUACGGCGCUGAUGAGCACUCGGCUCUGUAAGGAGCUAACCUCACGCGUCCAAAGGCCAGGGGGGUCCUUGGAGCUGAGCCCUGAAAGACUGGCCGAAGCCAUGGACUCUGGGCAGGACCUCCAGGUCUCCUGCCUCAAUGUCGAGCAAACCCGGCAUCUCCAGGCCUCCUUGAGCCGUUUGCACCGGGUGGUACAGCACGCCCGGGCCCAGCAUGUGAGGCUCCUGGUGGACGCUGAGUACACCUCCCUGAACCCUGCACUCUCUCUGCUGGUGGCCGCUCUGGCCGCUCGCUGGAACGGCCCCAGGGAAGGCGGGCCCUGGGUGUGGAACACUUACCAGGCCUAUCUGAAGGACACCUACGAGCAGCUGAGGCGGGAUGCUGAGGCCGCAGACAGGGCUGGCCUGGCCUUCGGGGUGAAGCUGGUACGAGGGGCAUAUCUGGACAAGGAGAGAGAGGUGGCCCGGCUCCAGGGUACCGAAGAUCCCACUCAGCCUGACUACAAGGCUACCAGUCAGAGUUACAGCCGCUGUCUGGAGCUGAUGCUAACCCAGGUGUCCCAUCGUGGCCCCAUGUGCCCCCUCAUGGUGGCUUCCCACAAUGAGGACUCUGUUCACCAGGCAACCAAGCGCAUGUGGGAGCUGGGCAUUCCUCUGGAUGGGCCUGUCUGUUUUGGACAACUUCUGGGGAUGUGUGACCAUGUCUCCCUGGCACUGGGGCAGGCUGGCUAUGCUGUGUACAAGUCCAUCCCCUAUGGCUCCCUGGAGGAAGUGAUCCCCUACCUGAUCCGGAGGGCCCAGGAGAACCAAAGCGUACUGCGGGGUGCCCGCAGGGAACAGGAACUGCUCAGUCAAGAACUUCGGCGGAGGCUGCUGGGGCGGGGCCUGAGGGUACCCCAUUAG